Archocentrus centrarchus (flier cichlid) is the source of this 1890-nucleotide messenger RNA. RefSeq names its product ciliated left-right organizer metallopeptidase (gene cirop). Gene Ontology annotation, biological process: cell adhesion; proteolysis. The coding region runs from base 1 to 1884 and encodes 627 amino acids. NCBI's taxonomy places the organism in Eukaryota, Metazoa, Chordata, Actinopteri, Cichliformes, Cichlidae. The record is from RefSeq and is a predicted model, not a curated record. Gene Ontology annotation, molecular function: metalloendopeptidase activity. Gene Ontology annotation, cellular component: membrane; cytoplasm. The transcript is spliced from 14 exons.
AUGGCUUUACCUCCAUCCCAGAGCCUCUGGGUGGGGAUGUUGCUGGUGGUAGUGGUGGUGGAGCUCCCAGGAGCCCUGCAGAGGUGCAUCUUUGAUGAGGUUCAAGCUCAGGUCAGAGCUGUGGACAGCCCACCCAAUGAGCCCAGACUCAGAAGGUGGGCAAAGCAGAGGAGUAUCCUGGGAAAGUUUGCUGCACCUACUCCUACCCAACCACAGCCAAUCAGGAUCCAGACCUGGAUUCUGAGAGAGAGCGACAGCUUAUCAGACGCCGAGAGAGGAAGGCUGGAGGCUGCAGUGGAAGAAGCUGUGAGAAUGGUGUCUUCUUUACUGUCAGUGAACAGAGUGCUCGGCCCGCUGCUGCUCAGCAGAGACAUCAACAAAUACUGCAAGUUUCUCUGGAGGAAUUCAAGUACUAUCAACUACAACAGGUGUGGCAGAGCCAACAAAAACUACAGAAAUGAAACGUGUCUGGAUGUGACAAUCCCAGACGACCACCUGGCUGGAUGUGAUAUUUACCCUGAGGCUGAUUCACCCCGCAGGAUUGUUCUCAGACCUGAAGGUGCCGGAGUCCCUGAUACCGACUUCCUGCUUUACCUCCAUGUGCACAGCACUGACAAGUGCAGAGCCGAGCCCAGUGUGCUCGCCUACGCUGUUCACUGCCAGACAGACCCCCGCGGGCGACCUGUGGCUGGGGUGGUGGUCAUCUGCAGGGAACGGCUGACAGGAGCCACAUACAGCCACCAGACUACAGCACAGACUGUCAUUCAUGAGUUGUUCCAUGUGCUUGGAUUUUCUAAGGAUCUCUUCAGCACCUGGAGAGACUGUUCCUCCUCCUUCUCCUCUUCUCGAGUGGGUGCUGAUUGUUCUCCUCGAGGCAAAGUGGCUCACUCUGAUGGAUCAGGCCACAUGAGGAUUUACACCCCAUCCAUCGUUUCAGCCCUGCAGAAGCACCUGGUGUCCACUGAUCCAGAGCUGGGAGGGCCACUGGAGAACCUGGAUGCAUCACCAGGCAGAGUGUCCUCCCACUGGGAGUCCCGGGUCGUGCAGGGGUCCGUUAUGGCGGCAGCACUCGGGGAUCCUACCACAGUCCGGAUCGACCCAGUGACCUUAGCAGCAUUACAGGACACAGGAUGGUACAGCGUCAACCUGAGCCGGGCUCAGAGUCUGGUCUGGGGAGACGGUGAAGGAACCAUGUUUGGCUCUCUGUCAACCUGCCAGGAUAACUCCUCAUCCUUUUUCUGCACUGGCAGUGGAUAUGGGUGUCAUUUUCUUCACCUCCACAAGGGGGAGUGCCAGACUGACCAGUACCUGGAGGGAUGUCGAGUGUAUAAACCUCUCAUGAACGGAAGUGAAUGCUGGAAAAAAGAAAGCAGCAGAUGGUCAGCUGAAGGUGAGCGGAGCGGGGAGAUUUUUGGCUUUGACAGUCGGUGCUUUUUCUCCAGCCUCAUCAGACAGAACCAGAGUCAGUUUCCUCGGGUCAGCGGCUCUGUGGAGGGUCGUUGUUACAGACACAGGUGUACUGGACCCAACAGGUAUCAGAUCCAGGUGUCUGGCUCUGGGUGGGUGGACUGUCCAGCAGGGGGCACCAUUCAGAUUAAAGGAUACCACGGUGCAGUUUUCUGCCCUGACAGGAGGUUAUGUCGCUACCCUGAUGUCUCUCCUCCCUUAGAUGAUGACAGAACACUUCCUGUUGAGACUUCCACUUCAGCCCAGAAUGGGACCUGGUCUCCCCUCAGACCCCCUACAGAGCCAGCUGCAGCCACAGCGCUCUGCCUCACUGCUGCUGGGGGUCUCCUGGCUGCACUGAUGGUGUCCUGCAGGAAAUGUCACUCAUGUAUGAUCAGAAUCCGCAUGGUGGUCCCAGAGGACCAAAGUCACAUGUAAAAAAAA